CCUCAGACUCAACAGUGCCCACCUGUGCCUGCCAGGGCCCAUCGCCACCACAGCCCCUCUGGGGCACACAGGUAGAGACUACUACUGUGCUCAGCUGUGGCACCAGAUCCUGGAGCUCCUGGCCGGGGGUAAGGUCCCUCCAAGAUGGCUCGACCCUGGCUGCCCUGCCUCCUGCUUCCUGCUCUCAUGAUGUCUGUAGCAGCCAAUCGUCCCCCGAAGUUUCUGCCCAACAUGACGAGUGUGAUCCUGCCAGAGGACCUACCAGUGGGUUCUGAGGCCUUCUGGUUGGCAGUUGAAGACCCAGAAAAUGGCCCUCUGACCUACAACAUCGCUGGCACCAAUGCCUAUUUCUUCUCUGUCAGCCAAACCACCGGGCAAGUGAAGCUGGCAAGCGCUCUGGACUUCGAGACACUCAAAUUCUUCAGGAUCAGCAUCUCCGUGACUGAUGGUCACAACAAGGACCAGAAGGAAAUGGUUGUGGUGAUAGAAGACAGAAAUGACAACGCACCCGUUUUCCAGGACCCUGUACUCUCCAUCAGCAUCAAUGAGACCCUUCCAGUCGGCUCCGUGGUGUUCUCUGUGCUGGCUACAGACCCAGACACGGGCUCAGCGGGUGUGGUGAAGUACUACAUAGAGAAGGUCAUCCCUAGUACCCUGGACAGCAAGCAUCUCUUCAAGAUCCUGGAAAACGGCUCCGUUGUCCUCAAUGACAGCCUCAGCUACAAUAACAAGAGUGCCUUCUACCAGCUGGAGCUGAAGGCCUGCGACUCAGGUGGCCUGUUCAACAACACCAACGUCACACAGUGCUCCCAGCCCAUCUUUCCGUUCAUCUCAGUGAUUGACCAGCCAGACCUGGACCCCCAGUUUGUCAGGGAGUUUUACUCGGCCUCUGUGUCCGAGGAUGCACCCGUGAACACCUCGGUGCUGAUGGUGCAGGCUGUGGAUGGAGACAGAGGCAUCAAUGACGUGUUGACCUACAGCAUCUCCAACUCCACGAGGCCUGGCUGGUUUGCUGUCGGGGAUGAUGGUGUCAUCAGGGUCAGCAGCCCUCUGGACCGUGAGCAGCUCCGGGAGGAGAAUGAGGAAGUGCAGUUUCAGGUCACGGCCACUGAGAUGAACCUCAAUAUCUACGGGCAAGAGGCCAAGGUUAGCACAUGGGUCACACUAACAGUGUUGGAUGUCAAUGACCACAAACCGGAGUUUUACAACUGCGUCCUCGAAGACUGCUCCUUCACCCCACAAGAGGCCCAGGACACUUUCACUGCCUAUGUGGACGAGCAUGUCUCCGCCCGCAUCCCAAUUGACAAUCUCACCAUGGUGGCCUACGACCCAGACAAGGGCAACAACGGCACCUUCCUGCUGUCCCUGGGGGGCCCCGAUGCUGGAGCCUUCAGCGUGUCCCCUGGACGGGCAGCAGGCUCAGCCGACGUGCAGGUGCUGGUGAGAAAUUCAGAGAUGGUGGACUAUGAGAACAAGAACGUGAUGCUGGUGCAGGUUGUGGCCACUGACUCAGUCAGCAAGAAAUCCUCCAUUGCCACGGUGACCAUCCAUCUCACAGACAUCAAUGACCACAGGCCCACCUUCCCUGAGAGGUCAUACAACCUCAGCCUGCUGGAGGACAGUGCCACAGGCACUGUGGUCACCAGCAGCAUUCAUGCUGAAGACCCAGACACGGGUGAAUGGGGCCGCAUCACCUACAGCCUGCUCUUAGGGAAUGGGGCAGAGGUCUUUGAGGUGGAUCCGACCUCAGGGACAGUGACAGUGAAAGAUGGCAUGCUGCUGGACCGGGAGAAGCAGGCUGUGUACUACCUCACGCUGCAGGCCACGGAUGGCGGGGGCCUGUCCGACACCACCAUGCUGCAGAUCUAUCUGCUGGACGUGAACGACAACGCCCCUGUGGUCUAUGGCUCCUACAACAUCUUUGUCCAGGAGGAGAAGGGCAAUGUCUCCGUGAUUAUCGAGGCCUAUGACAACGAUGAGCGAGACACCAACAACAGCCGCCUAGUCUUCAGCCUGCUCCCCGGGCCCUACAGCCAGAACUUCUCAGUGGACCCCAACACAGGGCUCCUGAGGAACGUGGGGCCGCUGGACCGAGAGGCCAUUGACCUGGCCCUGGAGGGCCGCAUCGUGCUGACCGUGCGCGUGUCUGACUGCGGCGUGCCUCCCCUCAGCACUGAAGUCAAUGUCACCAUCACUGUGGAGGACAUAAAUGACAACCUGGCUGUCUUCACCCAGUCCACCUACCAGUUCUCGGUGAAGGAGCAGGAUCCAGGAGCACUUGUGGGCAUAGUGGAAGCCCGGGAUGCAGACCAGACAGAAGCCAACAAUCGCAUCAGCUUCGUCCUGUCAGGGACUGGUGCCAACAACUUCAUGCUCCGAGGUGUGGUGCUGGAGUUUGGGGUGGCUCAGGGCCAGCUCUGGCUGCCCUCAGAUGUAAGUCUGGACUACGAGGUCCAGGACUUCUUCCAACUGGUGGUGAAUGCUGAGAACCCAGGUCCCCAGGAACUCGAGGCCACUGCAGGAGUCAAUGUGACUGUGGUGGACGUGAAUGAUGAGCCGCCCACCCUGGAUGAAGCCUCACUGCAGGGCAUCUCUGUGGCUGAGAAUGGCACCCAGCAUGGCGAGGUGGCUAAGGUGGUUGCCCAUGACGUGGACAGUGGGUCCAAGCUGGAGAUACAGCUUGUGAAUGUCAUCUGCACCAAGGCCGGGGCUGACGUAGGCAGUCUGUGCCAAGGCUGGUUCUCGGUGGCAGCCAAUGGCUCUGUGUACAUCAAUCAGAGUGAGGCCAUAGACUACGAGGCUUGUGACCUGGUCACACUGGUAGUGCGGGCCUACGACCUCAACACGGAUCCCCGCUUCCAGGCCUACAGCAAAAAUGGAAAUCUCCCCAUCACCAUCGAGGAUGUGAAUGACAACGCACCCUAUUUUCUACCAGAUGAUAGGACUUUUGUGAUCAUCCCGGAACUCGUGCUACCCAACCAGCAGGUGGCUUCUGUUCGGGCUAGAGAUGCUGACUCAGGGAGGAAUGGGGAGAUCCAGUUCUCCAUUGUCCAAACGGAUUUCAUCACUAAGGAUGGAACUAAGACCCCUUUCCAGGGCUUCCAGAUCACCAAGUCCUCGGAAGCCGGCGUGUUCAUUGGCAGCAUCCUACUGGUGACCAACCUGGAUCCCACCAUCCAAGGCACUUACCAGGUGACAGUCAAGGCCCAGGACAUGCCUUCAGUGGGUCCUCCACUGGAAGCCACAAUCUCCCUGAAUCUCUUCACAGUGGAUGAGGGUUACCGCGUGAGGCUGCAGUUCUCCACAGACAAGGUGGACGUGGGCACCAGCGUGGAAGAGAUUAAGGCGGCCCUGACCCAGGCGACCAAGACUUCUGUCUACGUUGUGAACAUUCAGGACCUAGACUCCUCAGCCAGGGUCCAAGCCCGCUCCUACCUUGACGCCUACUUUGUCUUCUCCAAUGGGACGGCUCUGACACUGAAUGAGCUGAGCUUGAUGAUCCGGGCAGACCAAGGAGCACUCACGCAGCUGCUGCAGCUGGGGCUGGUGAUGCUGGGCUCCCAGGGGAAUCAAGAGUCCGACCAGCCAAAACUGCUCACCGGUGUCAUCAUAGGAUUGGCAGGGGUUUUGCUGCUGGUCCUUGUGGUCAUGGUCCUGUCCAUUGUGUGUAUGCGGAAGAGCUACCACAGGAAGAUUCGGGCUAUGAAGGCCAGCAGGGAGGCUCAGAACACUGCGGCGGGGAUAGUGUCUUCAGCCCCUGCCAUUCCUGGGACUAACAUGUACAACACUGAGCGGGCCAAUCCCGUGCUGAACCUCCUCACCAAUGACUUGGAGUACCUUGAUUCCUCCAAUGAAAUGGACUUGGACUAUGUCAGUAUCAAUUCCCUGGACGACAACUCUGUGGACCUGAAUAAGAACAACCGAGAAACCAAGCAGCAGUCUCCGAGCAGCACACCAGAACCACACGCAGAGCCUGAGCCCCUGAAGGAGGUGCUGUCAGGAAGAAAAGCAGGUCUCACGGGACAGCAUGGGCAGAGCUACUCCUUCACCAACCCUGGCCUGGACACCUCACACCUGUGACGGAGGCCCCCACCCAAAAACCACACCCAUUCUUCUCAGGAUAUAAUAAUAUAUAAUAUUGCUUUGC
This is a messenger RNA of Cavia porcellus (domestic guinea pig), 4147 nucleotides long. RefSeq names its product cadherin related family member 2 (gene Cdhr2). Gene Ontology annotation, biological process: cell-cell adhesion mediated by cadherin; calcium-dependent cell-cell adhesion; cell morphogenesis. Gene Ontology annotation, molecular function: calcium ion binding; cadherin binding. NCBI's taxonomy places the organism in Eukaryota, Metazoa, Chordata, Mammalia, Rodentia, Caviidae. The record is from RefSeq and is a predicted model, not a curated record. Bases 145 to 4080 code for a protein of 1311 amino acids. The transcript has 32 exons. Gene Ontology annotation, cellular component: adherens junction; catenin complex; plasma membrane.